CUCGGCCCGUGGGCAUAGUGCAGAUCGGAGCUAACACUGAACAUGAGUUCCAGGGCCUCCCCGCAGCUGCUGACGCUCCAGCGACACCUGGGAUCCCCGCAAAACAGUGACAUGGAGUCUGGAAGCAGCCCACUUACCACACAUGUGCUAGACACCACUUCUGGGCUCCCAGCUGGGGGCCUCUACCUCCGUUUGUCCCAGCUGAAGGACCUUGGCCAGCAGUGGAUAGAGCUGAGGAAAAGCCACACAGAUAUGGAUGGCCGCUGCCCUGGGCUUCUGAAACCAGGCCAGCUCAAGCCAGGCACCUACAAGCUGUCCUUUGACACUGAGGGCUACUGGAAGAAGAGGGGGCAGGAGAGCUUCUACCCAUAUGUAGAGGUUGUUUUCACGGUUACAAAUGAGACCCAGAAGUUCCACGUGCCCCUGCUGCUGAGCCCAUGGUCAUACACCACCUACCGAGGGAGCUAG
Fukomys damarensis (Damara mole-rat) is the source of this 468-nucleotide messenger RNA. Its product is annotated as 5-hydroxyisourate hydrolase. The transcript is spliced from 4 exons. Gene Ontology annotation, biological process: purine nucleobase metabolic process. The record is from RefSeq and is a predicted model, not a curated record. Gene Ontology annotation, molecular function: hydroxyisourate hydrolase activity. The coding region runs from base 43 to 468 and encodes 141 amino acids. Lineage: Eukaryota; Metazoa; Chordata; Mammalia; Rodentia; Bathyergidae.